GCUCAUUAAAAAGCAAAAUAUCAGAUAAAAACUGGUAAGUCUCAUUGACAAACAGGUGAGUGAUGUACUGAAAGAAUCAAGUGUUGUACAGUAAACUAAUAAUAUGGCCUGUCAAGUGUUCUUUAAACUUUAAGGUCCUGAAUCUUUGAUGCAGGAAGUCUGACAGUAAAAUUUACCUUUUUCAUGUGCACUUUACUCCGCUUUGGUCUCAUAUGCAAGAAUCUCCGAACUUUGAGGUCUUGAUCAACAAUCUCUUGAAAACUUUCUCAAAUUUGACCUGGAGACAGCAAAAUGGGUUUAAUCAUUUACCGAAAUCUCAGACAAGAAAUCUGAAAUCAGUAACUUUUUUACACACAAAAAACACCAUUUUUAGUUCCUCGUGUUGCAUAAUGUUCUGAUAAGACUUUGAUUAUGAAACCCAGCUAUUCCUAGAUGACACGUGACAUGCAUUUUGAAUAAGUUCUUUACAACAUUUUUUCAUGAUGAUAAUUAGUAAAUCUUUCUAAUAAAUGGAAAAAUUAGAAUUAAAAAGAGGAACUUAGUUUAGUCCCAAACUGGUUUUUCCUGAUUGCAUUUUCUCUUGAAGAAGGGGGGUUCCUGCAGUAGUUUCAGCUUUCAUUGUUCUCACACUUGUGGUGAAUCAGGUGUACUUUGAACAGGCCCGUGUUUGGUUAAAACCAGCCUUGCACAGGAUGGGUGGGGUGAAGUGUUCUGUCUUUAAGUAGACAAGGUAAAGUCUCCUGUUGGGAUUCGUGUUCAGGCAAAGAGUGGGCUUGAAUGGAAUCCUUCAGCUGACUCUGGAACAUACACUGAAGGGAUUACUGAACUUUUUGGGAAUAACGGCUUUGGACUUUUAAUUUAAACUACAAUGGAGACCAACAGUGGUGCCACCAGAAUCCUUGGGAAGGGUCCUGAGUACCUUCGAAAGCAAAUGGAACGGGAGAGUGAACCAAAAGGACGGGUGAGUGCUGUGGAGAGACUCGCUGCAAGCAAGCCCAAAUAUGUCAAAAGUCAGCAAGUGGUCAGCUCAACCCAAGAGCCGGCGAUCAGUUCAGCUUCUGUGAGUGGCGCUGAGUCUUCUAACCACAACCAUGUUGGGACCCCCCUCUCAGGAAGCAACUCAUCCGAGAAUACAGGUGUUGCACAAGUCUGCUUGGGAGGUAAAGUGGAUCGAUCCAGCUCCAAAAAACGACGAGAUUCUCUCCAACUUUACAGACAGAAAUGUGACUUACUCCAAGGGGCCGAAAAUGAUCGGAAACGCCUUGUGAGUCGUCGGCUGCAACUCAUUUCUGUGAAUAAAGGUGUCCCGUUACCUGAAUCCUUGGAAAAGGAAUGUGAGUCUGAAAGCAACAGGAAAAAAAUGAUCACACCUGAGGAAACGGCUAAGGAAUGUGGCUCCCGUGUAGUAAUCAAUCAGCCGGAGGAAAGGUCGAAUGGAGUUUUAGAGGAGUCCAGCGACAAAUGCAGCAAUUCUGGGACAGCUGGAGGUCUCCUUGCAGUUCCUGACACUGAGAGGUCAGGCGCGAAAAUCGGUCGUUCCCACUCUGACAUCAGCUCCAGGUACUCCAAAAGCUUUGCUGACUUUGACGUGUUUUUCAAAUACUGCGGCCUGGAUGGCGAGGUCGUCGAGUCUCUGGGAAGGGAAAACUUUUCGGCACGCUCGGACGAGAUCUCCAUCAACAUUCGAAGCGUCAGCAUCUCCACUUCAGAUGACAAUUUCUCCAAGGACAGCGGCGACAGCGACGGGCUGCUUCAGGAUGAGCUGCUUAAGAAAAAACAACAAGGCACAUCGGUUAUUGAGAGAAACGCACGUAUAAUUAAAUGGUUGUACAGCUGCAAGAACGCAACAGAGACAGGAAAGAAGCUACGAGACCUCAACUGAAUGCUUGCUACAUCCUGCAGCAGCAGUACUGAUGUAAACCUCAACAUUUCUCAGCUAUAAGCUAAGAGUUGGUUAUUUGGGCAUUAGAUGGAGGAAGUUUGUUACCAAAAACCCACCUGUGAACCAACUUGUGGAAAAUUUCUAAACAAACAUGGAAUUAGUGCUUCUGUUGCUAAAACCUCCGCUGGUAUUUCUCUGUCACAUUGGAGUUGAAAAAACUGUUUACAAACCACACGUUUCAAAAUGUUGUCUUAUUAAUAUUAGUCAUCAUGGACUGUUAUUCAAUUGAGGAUUUUAUUUAUUGCAAAUAUUAAAAAGUCAAAAUGCAUUUGAGCACUAAAUCUGAUCAAAAUGCAUAUGUGAAUAUUUUGAAAUGUUAACUGUUUGACAGAAGUCAUAUGAUUUAUAAUGAAAUGCAACUAAUCCGUUGCAGAUACCAAAAAAAGUUGGCCUAUUUUUCUAUUUCUCAUGUGUAAAACUAUUACAGUGUAUCAGAAAAUACAGAUAAAACACUUUUAAACCAUAUAGUUAAAUAUAUUGUUCUGAAUAAUACAUUUGCAACUGCAUUUGACAGUUUAUGAACAUUACUUUUUACCAAACUAAACACAGAUGGGGUUUUAUGCUGUUUGUCAUAAAUUUCCAGUAUUUAUUAGAAGAAUGGUUCUCUGUGUGCUCAACAUGAUUUUUUUUCAUUUAAAACAGAAUUUAUCUUUUUAAUGUGAGUGUGUUUCUGCACAACUUAAUUAUUAUUUUACCCAUUCAUAACUUCCUGAACAGCCUCUUUUUGGGGACAUGACUGUCUUUCAAGACGGAUGAGCUAACAUCAGACAUGACCAAAGCAGCUCUAAACUCCUACAUUUCAGAUGUACAUGCAAAUGCUAAUUUAUGAGCCUUUGCAUGGUUAUCAAUCUUGCAUUAUACAGAUUUUUCAGCAGUGAUAACAAGAAAUUCCAGCCAGACUUGAUUCUUUUAGCUGCUGGAUGAGAUAUGUACACUUGUCCAUCAGCAAGGAAAUUAGGGUAAAUAACAAUGUUAUGUAAAAAUGUUAAUGCUUGUAAAAAGAUAUUGUGCAAACUAAUAUGAAAUUUAGAGGCUGAUGAUGUUUUCAGCAAGCAGCAGAAAAUGUUGGCCUUAACUCAGAUUAGCCAUUAGCCUAUCACUUCUAAAGGACAAGUUGUUUUUUGACUACUUGUCAGCAAGGACUUUAUCUACAACAAGUAACAUUUUGCACAGAAAGACAUCUUAAAAGGACCUUGAAAAUUACACUGCAAAAACUGAUUUCUAAGAAAGAAAGAAAAUAAUCUAAUUUUUAAUCAUUUUAUGUUGUUUUUAAUCUAAAAAGAAAACAAAUUCUUCCCAAAAAAGAUAGCAUUACUUAAAGUUUGAAUAUGGAACACGAACACCAAAGCGACAUGGCAGCUGCAGUUGCAAACGCAGCUUUCCCAUCCAUGAAAUUCACCAUUCCCGCAUGCGUUUUGAAGCCGUGGCCAUUUUUAUUUGGGUUCAUCUGUUGUAGGCUUUGCCUAAACUCACUCUGGUUUUAGAUCUUUUAUGGUCGCUCCUCUUCUGAGAAGGGUAACGACAUCUCCUGGGCUCAGAAGCAGCUGCUUGACUUGCAGCUUCCUCCGUUUUCCACAGAGCCAGCCUCGCUGUGCCGAGCAGAUUGUUUGGCAACCCACAAUGGUUCCCUCUGUUGGCUAGUAGAUCUAAACAGAACCCCAGAGUGGUGCCUGUCAAAAUAAAUAUUUGAUUUGUUUUUAAUUAAAAUGUAGCCUUUAAAGGAAAUACUGUACCUUCAUUCUCUAAAUACACCUCUAAAGUCCCCAUAGAGGUAUUUUUUAUUUAGCUUUUUAUUAAAUUGUUUCAUAUUCAACCUUAAAAAUAAGGUAAAUAUUCUUAAAAAUGGUCCAAAUAAUACUAAUAAUGAAGCUUUUUUUUACUUUCUCAGAAAUUAGUUUUUGUAGUGUACUUUAGCAAGUUUUCAAAUCAUCACUAUCACGUAUUGUGUUUUUUCCACCAUGUGCUUUACUUUUAUUAAAAAAAGAAUAAGCGGAUGAGAUAAAAAGGUCUGAGCUCAUGCCAGACACAGUCAUGGAUUAUCUCCAUAAAUUCUGUUCCAUGCUGAACUUUCAGACUACCACAAGCAUGAAAGAGUCCCAAAUUAAAGUUCAUCCUGAAAGCCUUUUAAGUUAAUCUGACGAGAGUGGUCCUUCAUUUUCUCCAGGUGAAAGGUAUGCUCUCCAUCAUAGACAUUGAUAUUAAAAAGUGUCUUUCUGUGAGACGUGUCACCUCCUUUCUUUUGUUUUUGUGGCCAAAUGACUAAUGAGUAAUAAAACUACUCAUUCAUGUCUGAACGAGCUAAAAACCAUAAAAGAAGCGGCCAUUUCUCCAGCCAAACUGUCAUCUGGUCCCUAAGAUGUGUGUGAGAAGAAUGUGCCUAAUAACCUGAUGGUCUUAUCUCCACUGACCCACUGAAACUGUAUGAUCAAAUCUACUCCGGCCUUGUCUCCUCAACACUUCUUUUUGUUUUCUUGCCAAGUUUCUUUUGCUGAUUGUUUAACUCUCAGAAGCUGUAACAUCAAGAGGGGAACAAAGGCAAUAGAACUGUGGUUGACCCAGUUUUUCCUAACAGUUACCACCCAUUCUGCUGCUUUGUUGAAAAGCUAAUGCAUGAUAAGCAUCAGUAGUACAAAUUACUCAACAUCUGAACAAAUUCCUCCCAUUUCCAUGAACCGUUCAUUGUUUAUCAUCCAGCGAGUCACAUCCUGCCUUCUCCACGUGCUUUCUUGCAAGAAUUUAGAUAUUCUAGUUGGAAUAAGAAGAAUCACAGAUCUGAUUUUAUAAUUUCACUGCAAAACUUCUUUAGUGACACAAACAAGUUUUAAUUUCUGAUUUAUACCCUUCUUGUAUUUACAAACCAGGGCUGGCCCAAGGCAUUCGUGAUUUAAGCGACUGCUUUGGGCCCCCGCACCACCAGGGGGUCCCCAAGUGCAUAAAAAUAACGUGAAAAACAUGUUUUAAUAGCUUUAAAUUUUGCAAACACAAUUAUAUCACACAUGGAAGAUGAAUGACAGACUAUUUUCUAUAGUGUAAUUGGUUUUAUUUUUUCUGAUUGCACAUUUGAUGCAUUUGUUCCAAAUUUAAGAACAAAACUUAAGACAAGACUUAAAAGUUAAAAGACUUAAAACAAGACAUAAAUUGUUGAAUUAUUAUACCACACUUAAACAACACUCUGCAUUUUAAAAUGCUAAAUUAAUUAGCGCAACUAAUGUAAGGUUAAUAGCCAUUAUAAAACCAGUAAGAUUUAAGCUAUUUACAAAAGAUGCUAAUGAUAUUGUUAAACUCAUAGUGAUGCCUAAGAAUUAUCAAUGAUCUGGUGUUGACUGGUUGGUAUGGGGGCCCCAAAGGAAAACUUGCUUACGGCCCCACAAAUGCUUGGGCCAACCCUGUUUACAAUGAUGUUUAAACUAUAAAAGAAGAUCUAAUUUUUAAAA
Molecule: messenger RNA, 5376 nt
Organism: Nothobranchius furzeri (turquoise killifish)
Lineage: Eukaryota; Metazoa; Chordata; Actinopteri; Cyprinodontiformes; Nothobranchiidae
Source: RefSeq, a predicted model, not a curated record